AUGAACAGCCACGGCGUCAAUUCGCAUGCGCCGCCGCAGCGACCGCAAUUCCCUCCGAACAAUGUCUCGUACCGCAGCGAUUAUAGCCAGCCGAAUGGCAGACCCAGUCCAGUGAACAUACCUUCGCCACAGGCGUCGUUCAAUUCGCCGUCACCACAGUCUCAGUUCAGCCCGACUUUUUCGCAGCCAGCUGCUAAGCGGCCGAGGUUAGAAGAUGGGCCGCCAUCAUUCAGCGGGUCCCCACAUCCUCUUACUCCUACUGCGCAAGCGACAUCUCCGUUAGCUGGACCAUCAGUCAAUGGCGCAAUGCCUCAGCCGACGCGACCAGGGACAAUGCCUCCUCCACAGCGCCCAGUCGACCGAGAAAUGGGUAAUGCGCAACAAGACAGCAAUACUUGGACUGGCGCAGGUGUUAAGCUCGAAGAAAACCAACAAAACCUCAAUCGCCUGGACUGGACUCCAACGACACCCACGCAAGGGAUACCGCCAACCAACAGCAUCGACGGCCCCGCUGACCAGUCGAGGAACACUCACGAGGACCAAGCGCGACAUGAAGCAAGACUGGACUGGGAGGAGUCUCGGAAGGUACAAAAUCCUCUGUGGCAGCCGUUUCUAUACGGAGGCAACCUGAACGAACGCAUGCGCAAAAUUAGUCAGCAGGAGCACCUUACGGAUCCGCAAGCUGGAGUACUGGUCAACACGCAUAAGGGCGGACCUCCACCAGUGGCUAGAGUUAAUGGCGAGCAGGGUGCGACGCGUGUCAUCGACAAAGGCCAAGCGAUUCUGGACUACCACAAGGGCGAUCGACUAGGUGACAUCCUGAAAUGUGUCAUGCUGGCAACUAAGACACGGCUUACUGGACUGGUGAGCCAGUCCUCGCGACUCGCAAAGGAGAGGCGUUUGCACUCAAAAGGAAGAGUACCGACUGAGUGGGAGGAUUUGGCUGUGCCCUUAGAUGCUACAGGCGAUGCGGUGGCGGUCGAAGGUGCAGCAGCCACUGUGACUCCCAACCCACUCAAACGUACUCUCGACCAAGCAAACAGCGACGGCAUGAGCGAACGAUCAGCCUCUCUACCUCCAAAUUCGCAGGUGGCCAUUCUACGACGGGUCAUGGCCGAGGAGAAGAUCGCUGAAGAUGCAAGAAGAGCGAAACGUGCGAAGAGGAAAGCCGCAGCGGACGAAGCUGCCGAGAAGGAACGCAGAGCGAAGGAAGACGAUGCUGUAAACAAGGCGUCGGCUGAAGAGCCCAAGAAAUCUCAGAAGGCAGCCAAAGUGGAGCAGAACAAGCUCAGAGAAGCGCAGCAACACAAUACGGUCAACACGGCUGCUCAGAUGGCGCUCGGCGGCAUAAUGAAGAAGUCGAAGAAGUACGCCUGGAUGGCAGGCGGUGCAGCCAGUGGUACGUCGACCCCUACGAAACCAGGCCUCGGGGCGGGAUCAUCUGCUGCAAGUACACCUAAGGCAGUCGAGAAGCCAAAGCCUGUGGCCAGGGAGAAGCUCUUUUCGGCCUGGGACGAGGACAAGGACCCUGGCAUCCAAGCCAGAGAUGUCCUUUCAGUACUCCAGAUCGACGGCAAGGCAACCAGAGCAUACACUCGAGGGAGUGCGACGUUGCGAUGA
This is a messenger RNA of Cyphellophora attinorum, 1620 nucleotides long. RefSeq lists its product as uncharacterized. Bases 1 to 1620 code for a protein of 539 amino acids. Gene Ontology annotation, biological process: DNA-templated transcription initiation. NCBI's taxonomy places the organism in Eukaryota, Fungi, Ascomycota, Eurotiomycetes, Chaetothyriales, Cyphellophoraceae. Gene Ontology annotation, cellular component: transcription factor TFIID complex. The transcript has 2 exons. The record is from RefSeq and is a predicted model, not a curated record.